This is a messenger RNA of Haliotis rubra (blacklip abalone), 1945 nucleotides long. Its product is annotated as testis-specific serine/threonine-protein kinase 2-like. The transcript has a single exon. Gene Ontology annotation, biological process: intracellular signal transduction; microtubule cytoskeleton organization; protein phosphorylation. Gene Ontology annotation, cellular component: cytoplasm. NCBI's taxonomy places the organism in Eukaryota, Metazoa, Mollusca, Gastropoda, Lepetellida, Haliotidae. The coding region runs from base 39 to 1172 and encodes 377 amino acids. Gene Ontology annotation, molecular function: protein serine/threonine kinase activity; ATP binding; tau-protein kinase activity. The record is from RefSeq and is a predicted model, not a curated record.
UGUACUUGGAGGUUGUAAUAGACUCCCGAUGACUGCUGAUGUUGGCGUGUUUGACAUCUGAGUCUGCCGGACGGCAGCCAAAAGAGAAGUUCCAAAACUUUCCUAAGUCCAUCCAAAAGGACAAUCGGUUAAGAAAGUUCGCCAGACGGGUUGUGCGCUUCUUCAGUCAGCCGCUGUCCCCAAGACUUAGCUGGGCAGUCAGGCAAAUUGUUCGACACGAAGAAUCGUUUGAUUUCCUGAAAUACGAGUGGAAUAAUUUCACCAAGAUGCCGAGAGCAGCUUCGGCCACGUCGAGGCAAUUCCUUCACAUGUCGGAGAUUAUAAUGGAAAAGGGCUACAUGCUGGGGCCGAAGAUUGGUUCGGGUAGUUACGCCAAGGUCCGGCUGGUCGAGAGGGUUUCUGAUGGGAAGAUCCUUGCAGCGAAGGUAAUAGAUCGAGAGAAGGCACCCGCAGAUUAUGUCCACACCUUCAUGCCACGGGAACUGGAGAUCGUGCAAAGCAUCAAACACGAGCACAUAGCUAACGUUCAGGAAAUCAUUGAGACAGACAAAUCGGUGUUCAUCAUAAUGGACUAUGCUCAGAAAGGAGAUUUGCUGGAGCACAUAAUGAACAACGGCGCGCCCAAAGAGAACGUGGUAAAGACAAUGUUCAAGCAGAUCGUCAGUGCUGUACACUACCUUCAUGAAAUAGGCGUUGUACACCGGGACUUGAAAUGCGAGAAUGUUCUCAUAAAGAAAGAUGGGGAUGUGAUCAUCGGCGAUUUCGGCUUCUCUCGAAGGUUUGAUCAGAACAAUAAGCCGAGCAAAACCUUCUGUGGGAGCGCAGCCUAUGCGUCACCACAGUUGAUAAAAGGAACUCCUUACGAUCCUCGUCAGAACGACACAUGGAGUUUAGGAUGCAUCUUGUUCAUAUUAACCUGUGGCUCCAUGCCGUUUGAUGACAGUAACAUCAAGAAAAUGGUGCAGCGCCAGAAAGAAGGGGUAUGCUUUCCAUCCAAGGUCAAGGAUAAGAUCAACCCUGAUAUCAAGGCUUUGAUAAAGAGAAUACUAGAGCCUGAUCCAUCCAAACGGUAUACCACAACAGACAUUUUGAACAACGUCUGGCUUUGUUCCCAGUCUGAAAGAACGGAAGACGAAGAUCUGGAGGAGGCCCAACAAUCCUUUGUGUCCUAGUUUUGCGUUUUUUAUUUGAUCUGCAACGUUUGCAUAUUCUAAGAUGAUCUCUGUGUAAUUAGAUUCUAGUACUUAAUCAGACAAAAAUAUUUAUCUGUCAAGUAUUCCUUUGUAGUGUUUCUAGGUUCACAUUUCAAGCAUUUUGACCAACUUAGCUACAUCAAGCUAGAUGUAUACAUGUAUUUAAUAUAAGGGAGAUUUCUCAAAACAUAUGUUUCCGUAUGUUUCCAAUCCGUUUGUGGGUUGAUAGAAGCUUCAAUAUAUCAGUUCCUGGUUGAAUUAUUUGUGUGUAUUGAAAUAAUGAGUAUAUUUAAACAAUAUGUCUGUAAUUUGGUACAUUAUUUCUUUAUAUAUUAUUUUUGUCUGAUGUAGAAAUUCUAAACGUUAGUUAUUGGUUGAAUGAUUAAUUGUGCUUUCAAAGGGGGGUUACUUCUUAAUUAUAUAUUUUUGGGUUUUCAGUUUUUACCCAUUCCCGUUUUCAGUGCUUAGUUUCAUUAAUAGGGUUAUGGAUGUUCAUUGAGUUUAGGUACAGUAUAUCUGUUUCAUUAUAUACAACUGUAUUUCAGUACAUUUCACUAACUUCAGCACAAUCAGUUCUUUUAUUCCCUGUUCAAUAAGUUCAAUUAAUGCACCAUGUAAGCAAUGUCAAAUAUUUUUAUGAAAACGCCUUGUUGAUUUCAGCAUAUUUACACGUACUUACAAAGUUCGGCGCUAUUUGGUUUUAACCACAUACUUAUUGAUGGAUUCUGAAUUCGUGUUGGUUUUUCAAUGUC